Pongo pygmaeus (Bornean orangutan) is the source of this 294-nucleotide messenger RNA. RefSeq names its product dolichyl-diphosphooligosaccharide--protein glycosyltransferase subunit 4. Lineage: Eukaryota; Metazoa; Chordata; Mammalia; Primates; Hominidae. Bases 48 to 161 code for a protein of 37 amino acids. The transcript has a single exon. The record is from RefSeq and is a predicted model, not a curated record. Gene Ontology annotation, cellular component: oligosaccharyltransferase complex.
UCGGGCUUGUUCAAUGGUGGCGUCGGAGCUGAGCUGGACUGGUCAGGAUGAUCACGGACGUGCAGCUCGCCAUCUUCGCCAACAUGCUGGGCGUGUCGCUCUUCUUGCUUGUCGUUCUCUAUCACUAUGUGGCCGUCAACAAUCCCAAGAAGCAGGAAUGAAAGUGGCGCUUUCUCCGCCCCAGGGUUCCAGGACAUAGUCUGACGCAAGAUGGAAGGUAUGAGGGGCCUUCACACUUCACUUCAUCGCUUCUACCCAUCACAACAUACAAAGCAACUACACCUGGAUUUUUCC